Penicillium pulvis is the source of this 714-nucleotide messenger RNA. RefSeq lists its product as uncharacterized. The transcript is spliced from 2 exons. The record is from RefSeq and is a predicted model, not a curated record. Lineage: Eukaryota; Fungi; Ascomycota; Eurotiomycetes; Eurotiales; Aspergillaceae. The coding region runs from base 1 to 714 and encodes 237 amino acids.
AUGGUAUACAAUAUCACCGAGAAGGAAACCCAGCCUACAGUCCGGAGCCAUAACAACGGCUCGACCGAGGAACUUCUGGAUCGGUUUGCGGUCUCAGAGAUUGUGAAGGGAUGGCCUUUGUAUCGAGAUGCGUCAGAAUGGAAUAAUUAUCGGGAUUGUUUCUCAGAAGAGGGAACGUAUAUCUUUACUACAUGGAGUGGCGGUAUGGACAUCGACGAAUUCAUCGAAGUGUCGAAGCAAGGUCGCGCAAACGGCGACUUCAUCAUGCAUCGCGAAUGUGGUACGUUGGUCGACUUGAACAAAACUCGAGACCGCGCCGUUGCCAAGAUGAAGACAACAAUUACACAACGCUUCAUUCAGGACGGGGUCACUUUCGACGUGGACUGCGACAAUCGUUUCAUUUUCUUCUGCCAGAGGGAGCUUUCAAAGGCCACUGGUCGGACAGGGUGGAAGGCGAGGUACUACAAGGUUAUUUACGAGAAAGACCGCAUAAUUCCCGUUGAUGGCAGGAACGCUCCAGUCUUUACCGAUGAAGAAACUGGGAUUUAUCCUGAGGGAUACAAGUAUCUAGGUGCAGCGCAGGCACGGCUUGGGCAUAAAGUAAUGACUGAUUUGCCCACUUUAGACAGUGAGGGGCUGACAAAGAUGUAUCGAGCUAUGGACACUUGGCUUGAAGGUGGCGACCCCGAGUCUUUGUUAGGAAUUAAGCGAUGA